Tripterygium wilfordii is the source of this 1000-nucleotide messenger RNA. RefSeq names its product chlorophyll a-b binding protein of LHCII type 1-like. The record is from RefSeq and is a predicted model, not a curated record. The transcript has a single exon. Gene Ontology annotation, biological process: response to light stimulus; photosynthesis, light harvesting in photosystem I. NCBI's taxonomy places the organism in Eukaryota, Viridiplantae, Streptophyta, Magnoliopsida, Celastrales, Celastraceae. The coding region runs from base 73 to 867 and encodes 264 amino acids. Gene Ontology annotation, cellular component: chloroplast envelope; plastoglobule; chloroplast thylakoid membrane.
AACCCACUCUCAUAUCUCACCAAUCCAAGCAAAACCCACCAAACCUCCUUUAAGUUUUCAACGCACAAAAUCAUGGCAGCCUCAACGAUGGCUCUCUCCUCCCCUUCUUUCGUAGGAAAGGCAGUACAGCUCGGCACCGCUUCGCCAGAGCUCUUCGACAAUGGCCGUGUUUCGAUGAGGAAAACCACCAAGCCCGUCUCAUCGGGAAGCCCAUGGUACGGCCCAGACAGAGUUAAGUACUUGGGCCCAUUCUCUGGUGAGGCCCCAUCUUACUUGACUGGAGAGUUCCCUGGCGACUACGGCUGGGACACUGCUGGACUUUCAGCUGACCCAGAAACCUUCGCCAAGAACCGUGAACUCGAAGUGAUCCACUCUAGAUGGGCCAUGCUUGGGGCCCUUGGGUGCGUCUUCCCGGAACUCUUGGCCCGUAACGGUGUGAAGUUCGGUGAGGCCGUGUGGUUCAAGGCCGGAUCCCAGAUCUUCAGCGAGGGUGGGCUUGACUACUUGGGCAACCCAAGCUUGAUCCACGCACAAAGCAUUCUUGCUAUUUGGGCCAGUCAGGUGAUCUUGAUGGGAGCUGUUGAGGGCUACAGAAUUGCUGGUGGACCUCUUGGUGAGGUGACCGACCCAAUUUACCCAGGCGGAAGCUUUGACCCAUUGGGACUUGCUGACGACCCAGAGGCUUUUGCUGAGCUCAAAGUCAAGGAGCUCAAGAAUGGUAGGUUGGCCAUGUUUUCCAUGUUUGGGUUCUUUGUUCAGGCCAUUGUGACUGGAAAAGGCCCAUUGGAGAACUUGGCAGACCACCUUGCAGACCCGGUUAACAACAAUGCCUGGGCCUAUGCCACAAACUUUGUACCUGGAAAGUGAGCAGAGGCUUAGGGAAAGAGAGAGUGAGAGAACAUAUUUCGUCUAUUGUUGUAUUUACUGGUGGACAGUGGUGGUGUAAAGUUGUUGACAAGUAAUGGAGAGAAUUUGAUUAGAUUUGAAAGUGCAUUUUUUU